AUGAAACUUGAAGUUUUCUCCGCGCACCACUUCGUGCAGAAGCCGAUGGAGUUGUGCAUGGACGCAGAGGGGGGAGUGCCCUCUCCUCUGUCCGGGGACGAGCUGGGGUCUGACGGGGACUGCGUUGCCAACAGCCCGGCACCUGUCAUUCAAGGCGGCGACGGCAGCAAGGGGAAGCCCUACACCCGCAGGCCAAAACCUCCUUACUCCUACAUCGCCCUCAUCGCCAUGGCCAUCCGGGAGUCCAGCAGCGGCCGGCUCACCCUGGCAGAGAUUAACGACUACCUGAUGAAGAAGUUCCCGUUCUUCCGUGGCAGCUACACCGGCUGGAGGAACUCGGUGCGCCACAACCUGUCACUCAACGACUGCUUCCUCAAAGUGCUGCGGGACCCGUCCAGGCCCUGGGGCAAGGACAACUACUGGAUGCUCAACCCGCACAGCGAGUACACCUUCGCAGACGGAGUGUUCCGCCGCAGGAGGAAGCGCAUCGCCAAGAGGCCCUCCAAGGAGCAGGAGAGCCCGGACAUCCUCAGCGAGGACACCCGCCUACCCGCCCCGGAGGAGAGGGUGGGGGCCAAGUUCUCCAGCUCCUUCGCCAUCGACAGCAUCCUCAGCAAGCCCUUCAAACGGAGGGAGGACAUGCACGUGGAUGCAGAAACCCACGGUCCAAGGCUCUACUGGUCACCAGGGGCCCACUUACUCCCUUAUACUCUGAACUAUCCUGCACAGCACAGCUACCUGUCAGAGGCGGGCUACAGCAGCAUAGAGCCCAGCAGGGAUGCACUCACAUACCUCCAGCACACAGCACCGGGCAUGGUCGUACCCGAGGCUGCCCCCCACGCACUCAAGAUGCCCAAUAAGGGGCAUGGUUUCCACAUAGACUCUCUGCUGUCAUAA
Molecule: messenger RNA, 897 nt
Organism: Scomber japonicus (chub mackerel)
Lineage: Eukaryota; Metazoa; Chordata; Actinopteri; Scombriformes; Scombridae
Gene: foxq1b
Product: forkhead box Q1b
Exons: 1
Coding region: 1-897 (298 amino acids)
Biological process (GO): anatomical structure morphogenesis; regulation of transcription by RNA polymerase II; cell differentiation
Molecular function (GO): DNA-binding transcription factor activity, RNA polymerase II-specific; RNA polymerase II cis-regulatory region sequence-specific DNA binding
Source: RefSeq, a predicted model, not a curated record